Molecule: messenger RNA, 983 nt
Organism: Cervus elaphus (red deer)
Lineage: Eukaryota; Metazoa; Chordata; Mammalia; Artiodactyla; Cervidae
Gene: CFAP107
Product: cilia and flagella associated protein 107
Exons: 4
Coding region: 184-774 (196 amino acids)
Source: RefSeq, a predicted model, not a curated record
AAGAUCACAUCACCUCUUUCUGGAGACUGAAAGUGGACUCUCAGUGCCCUUUAAUGUGAAUUUAGCUGUUUGUCAUCUACAUUCUGACUGCUGAAUAGAAAAAAAGGCACUCCAAACAGCAACUUCAUAACAUCUCCCACCUCAAAACCUUAAACUGUGUCAAGUCAAAGAAGCUUGGGACAAAUGCAGUUUCUUACUGCCGUAAGUCCACAGCCAUUCUCCACGCCAAGCUGGAAGAUUGAGACCAAGUAUUCAACCAGAGUGCUCACUGGAAACUGGACAGAGGAGAGGAGGAAGUUCACAAAAGCCACUGAGAAACACCCCCAGACCGUUUACAGAAACGAGUACGUCCCAUUCCCAGGCCACAGACCUGACCAGAUCUCCAAGUGGUACAGCAAGAGGAGAGUUGAGGGGCUCCCGUACAAACACCUGAUCACCCACCACCAGGAGCCCUCGCAGCGCUACCUGAUCAGCACCUACGACGACCAUUACAACCGGCACCACUAUCACCCAGGCCUGCCGGAGCUCCGCACGUGGAACAGACAUCAGCUGCUGUGGCUCCCAGAGAAAGCCGACUUCCCUCUACUCGGUCCCCCUACAAACUACGGACUCUACGAACAGUUGAAGCAGAAAUGGCUCCCACCACCAGAGGCCACCCUCAGAGAGAGCAUUUACACUUCCUCCUACCCCAGACCACCAGCAGGUGCCCUGUCCCGGAGGGAGCAUGCGAUUCCCGUGCCUCCCCCACGCCUGCAGCCUGUCCCACACUUCUGAGACCUGUCACCCCAUCACAGCACAGGUGGGGCCACCUGGAGACCACCUGCCAGACAGCAGGCAGCUGCAGAUACACCCAGAGUUUUAAAUCAGGCUCACCUGAGGGGCCUUUGAAAUCAUGGUCUGGGUUUGAUGGUUCCUGUCCUUCCUCCAAAUCUACAGGUUCCUUUCUUUUUCAUCCCACAAAUAAAUCCUUUGACACAAGGUAA